Messenger RNA from Peniophora sp. CBMAI 1063, 1035 nucleotides. The record is from the annotation of a GenBank genome assembly. NCBI's taxonomy places the organism in Eukaryota, Fungi, Basidiomycota, Agaricomycetes, Russulales, Peniophoraceae.
AUGAGCGAAGUAACGCGCAACAUCCCCUACGUACGCCUUGGGAAGUCGGGGCUGAAGGUGUCAAAGAUCAUCCUCGGCUGCAUGUCCUAUGGCACCCCCGAGUGGCAAGGAUGGGUGCUCGAGGAGGAGGAGUCGCUCAAGCACAUCAAGUACGCGUACGACCAUGGCAUCAACGCCUUCGAUACGGCCAAUGUCUACUCUGAGGGUCUCAGCGAGGAGAUCCUUGGAAAGGCGAUCAAGCAGUUCAAUAUGAACCGCGAUGAGAUUGUCGUGAUGACCAAGGUAUACUUCACAGUAUCGCGGAAGAACGGCGAGAACUACUACCGGAAGACUCCGCUCGAAUCGGACCAGUCGGGCUAUGUGAACCAACACGGGCUUUCGCGCAAGCAUAUCUUCGAGAGCGUAGACCAUUCGCUCAAGCGGCUCGGACUUGACUACAUCGAUCUGCUGCAGUGCCAUCGUUUCGAUGACGAGACACCGAUAGAGGAGACCAUGCAGGCCCUACACGACAUCGUCAAGAGCGGCAAAGUGCGGUACAUCGGCAUGAGCAGUUGCUAUGCGUGGCAAUUCCACGCUAUGCAGAACUACGCGAUCAACAACAACCUGACGCCGUUCAUCAGCAUGCAGAACCAUCUGAACCUCGUCUAUCGGGAGGAAGAGCGCGAGAUGAUGCCCACCCUCAAGCAUUUCGGAGUGGCAUGCAUACCUUGGUCUCCGCUCGCUCGCGGGGUCGUCACUCGUCCGCUCUCAGAAGAGACCACGCGCAAGAAGACGGACAACUGGCAGCCGUACGACUCUCCCGCGACUGAUGCUGUCGUCAAUCGAGUAGAGGAAGUUGCAAAGCGCUUGGGAUUGAGCAUGGCGCAGGUUUCGCUUGCGUGGGUCAUGGCGAAGAGCGACGCGCCGAUUGUAGGCACGACGAGCUUGAAGAACUUGGAUGACCUCAUCGGGGCUGUGAACGUGAAGCUUAGCGAGGAAGACAUCAAAGCUCUCGAGGAGCCCUAUGUGUCGCGUGCAGUGCUGGGGCACUUCUAG